Molecule: messenger RNA, 258 nt
Organism: Ambispora leptoticha
Lineage: Eukaryota; Fungi; Glomeromycota; Glomeromycetes; Archaeosporales; Ambisporaceae
Source: the annotation of a GenBank genome assembly
UACCGUGCACAAUCAACCAGUCCUGAUGGUCCUUUGGUAGAUCCGUGUAAUCUUUUUAUAAAGAAUUUAGAUGUAAAUAUUACCAGUAAGGAUCUUUUUAAUUAUUUCCGUAAAUAUGGUCGAAUCGUCAACGCUCGAGUUAUGAGUGAUCAAGAAACCAGCACGUCUAUAGAUUUCGGAUUUGUACGUUAUACCACUGUUGAAGAGGCUGCUCGGGCUAAGCAGUCAAUGAAUAACAGAACCCUUGGGCCGAAAUAA